UACGCCGGGCCCGGCCGCCGCGGUCUCUGGUAGUGGGGAUGCGGAGCUAUAGGUGGCUGCCCGAGCCCCUGGGUACCAGGGUCAAUCCAAUGGUGCCCGGGGCAGGAGCGCGGCACUGCGGCCUCUACCUGUGUCUGAGGAAGAUGGCGGGAGCAGCAGCCCACCUGAGUGCGCUGGGGCUGGGCGUCUACCUGGGAGUGCUGAGCCGCCUGGGGACCAGUCGUUUCUCCUGGCACCCAGCCUGCAUGGCUGUAGCAGUCUGCUUUUGUAUGACUGAAGCCAUUCUGACCUUCUCGAUGGACAGCUCCCCAUUUUUUUGUUGUUCAGUUAAAGCCAAGGUGCGACUUCACUGGAUGAUGCAAGUCCUUGCCAUGAUCAUUGGUUCGAUUGGCCUCAUUUUCAUUGUUUCCAGCAAGAACAUCUCCGAGUCCCCGCACCUCACCUCUUGGCAUAGUAUCCUUGGAAUCGGGACUGUGAUUACUGUCUGUGGCCAGUUGCUGUGUGGCCUCUGCCUUUUGUUUCCAAAGUUGAUCAAUACCUACUCAGUGGCCAGGCUACGACUUUACCAUACUACGUGCGGUCUAGUGGCUUACCUGAUGGCAACAGCUACAGUAAUGCUGGGCUUGUGCUCUGAUUGGUUCAAAGCCCAGGUUAACGCAGUUUUGUGGUACUCGUGCUUAAUUAUUCCGCUGCUUCCAGCUCUCGUUAUCAUGAACCAGAUCAAUAAUGGUUACCUGUCCAAGAAGAAAAUAGAAAUUUAAUCUUGGAUCAACAUCAACAUUGGCUGUGAUUGUCGUGCUAUGAGCACAUUUCUUAGUGUCCAGUAAGGAUGAGCUUGAAAGUCAGAUGAAAUUGCAGCUAAUUUCGUGGUUGGUUUGAGCAAAUAGAUUUUUUUUAACAAAACUGGGUACAAGAAACCUUUUAGUAUUUUCCCUUUCCUUCCUCCCCACCCUGUCCACAUCUACACCAACAAAUUUAAGUUUCUUUUGCUAUAUUGGCCAGUAUCUGUUUCUGCUCUCUGUGGGCUCUCCUGGGAUGUGUGGUACAUACCAUAAUUGGAAUUAAAGUUCUUAACAGAUACAAAUUGUUAUCAAAUAACAAGGAUCAAAUGGAUGUUAAUGUGUGCCUCUGAAAUGUUUGAAUCAAGGCAGCAACUCCACAAUGCUUUGGGGCAGUGGUUACAGUGAAACAUGUUAGUAUUCUUUACAGAUGAUACCUGUUACAGGAUAUGAAUUGUUCUUGUACAUAUUUCACAGCUUGGUCUUGAGUUUUGUAGUGUGGUGAAUGCAGGGCAGAGAGUAAAUUCACGGCCAAGUACCAGCCAACAUGGUCAUGGCUGAGUUGACUGUCCAAGCUGGGAAAAAACAUUUAAAAUCAUUGAAAAUGCAUACCUUUCAAAACAUGUUUAUUUUUAUAUUUCUGAAUCUUUUUAGCAGCGAUAAUGGAAAUACUUCUGUAUAAUUGCAUUUGAUAUUUGGUCCAAAGAUGUAUUAUGUAAGCAAUGGUGUAUCGAAAUUCAACAUUUUUUUAACGUCAAUAUAGGUUCUAUAUUAUACUUGUUAUAGGUAUCAUGUGAGACGAUCCCCAUCAAGUUGUUAGUCUUGUUCCUCUUGUGAUGUAAUUGAAUUCUUAAAUGCAGCUGCUGGAAGUUUUGUCCUAAUAUUUGUCUUUCUGGGUAAUAAGGCAUACAAUAUCUUUUGGUUGACAUCCCAGGAUCUUUAUAUAUUAUGCUGAACAAGACAUUUUUAGUUUUUAAUAGUAGAACCCAUCACUGUAAUGAAACUAGUUAAAUUUAACCUUUUAUUUUAGUACAGACAAAUCUAAGACCAAGAAUCUGUUUGAGGUUAUAAUAUUUGAGGGCUGAAUGGCCUGAUAUCAGCUGGAAAAUAGCUUUGCAAAUGUAUUCACACUACAUCACUGGCCGUUGAUGUUCUAGGGAGCUAAAGGCUGGAAUCUUCAGGUCGUUUGCAUAGAAUGACGGAUAGCUAAGUAUGUUACAGGCUGGAUUGUUCAGGCUAAAUCUGGUGUAAACUGGUCAAACGUGCCAGUAGCUGUCCAAAAUUAUUUUAUGCUGAAAUUUUAUCAUGUUUUAAAAUAGACUUAUUCAUCCAAGUGCUGCUAACAGAUUUGGAAUUUGGAAAGUUAAUCCAGUGAUGCAUGCUUGUUUAUGGUUCAAAUUAAUCUUGUUCUGUGAGCUCUGAGUGAGACUGGUGAUGGACUCCAAAACACCAUCAGCCAUUAUCAUCACACAGUUUGGCCCUAAUUUCACUUUAUUGUUCCUUGUUGGUCUGGAAAGUGGAAGUGCUACCCUUGUUCAGUAAGGAAUACAUCUUUGGGAGCUGGUUUGAAAGCCCAAACAUCAGCAUUCUUCGAGUUUCUAUGAUGUAGACCUGUGAACUGGGCAGCUUAAGUGUGUUUGAUAGGUGUGCCCAAAGUGAAAUCAUUUUCCUUUUUUCUUCCAGCAAUGAUUCAUGCACUUUAAUGACUAAAAUAUUCCUGAAAAAUGUUACUGGGUAUACUAGAACUUUUUUCACCGUUUACUUCUAUUGAAUAUUUUACUUCAAAUGUUAGCGGACUGGUGCUAAAGUCUCCAUCAGUGAUAAAUUGCAGUGAUGCCUUUUGUGAACCAAAAUCAAAUUCUAGACUUAAGUUAUAAUAUUCAAUGGUUUGCACUGCAAUUGAAUUGAGCACUUGUGGUAUGUUUAACCAAUUCAUUUAGAGAAUCCUACACUCUGAAGAUCCGGUCUUCUAGCGAGGCAGAUUAAUUAAUUUGCAGUACCUGGUUUCUGGCACUAGAUGUUGUUGUUUCAUAGUAUUUUAAAAGUACCAGGAGUAUGAAUUACAUUGGUACGGAGCUUUCUCUAAUUUUGUUUGUGCAUUGUCCGUGAAUUUCCCUGGUACUUGGCAUAAAUUUUAAUUUUUGACUAGUAAAAUUGUGACCCUAAAAUCACAUCUGAUUUACAAAAAAAAAUGUGCAUUGUGAAAUUGAGCAGUAAUUUGCUUAAGCAAGUGGGUGAGUACCGGUGUUAAAUCUUUCACAUACAGCAAUCCUUUUGUCAGAAUCUCAAGGACAUGUGACAUGUAUAGUAUAGCAUUUGUGAUGCUAUCAAACCCUGAUUAAAAUGAAUGUUGAAGUAAAUUUGUACAUGUACAACAGGGCAAUUGGUAUCUGAAAAAGGCAAGCAUUGAGGUUAUGUCAUUACCAAAACUUGUUCUCUGUCAAUAUAUAAAUUGUACCAGUUGUAGUUUCCAUGCUCUUGAUGAGUUCAUUUUCAAUUCAUCAUCUUAAAUUGAGACGACAACGAAAAGGGUAUUGUGUAUGUAUAAUAGAAUGAGGGAGCAUAUAUUGUAAGAUAUGAAGCCAGAUGGUUCACUUCUAAUCAUGUGCGUUGAAGUACAUGUGAGACGACAGUUGUCAAGGAGGAUGCAGUGAGAUUAGGUACAUAAAUAUAAGUUUGAUACUCUAUUGCUUCUCCGCUAAGGUCUUUAAUUGAACUAAUCUUUUCAUUUUGGCUUUAGCCUACUGAUUUACUACAUGAUUGUCCAUUGUUCAAGAAAGUUCCUGUCACUUGAGAGCGCACCAAAAGCCGAGAAGUUAUAACUCGAAAGAAAAGUCUUCUAUAUGUUAUUUGCGAAGUGCAGCAAUUAUUAGCUGGGUUGUCACAGGGCAACUAUGAGAUUUGUGAUUCAUUUUAUCGGUUUGGUUCUUGGUGAGAAAGAAAUGGAGGAAAUCAUCAAGGGUUCCUCAUUAGUAUGUUGGUUUGAAGCCUUGUUCCAUUAAUUUAAAGAUUAUGAAUGAAGAAGGUUGCUUCAUUUGUCUACCUCCAUUUUUUCCCCACCUGCAUGCUCCUACCACCACCACUACUAUCACCAUUCCAAAUAUUGUAUCCAAUUGGCUCGUAAAUGGCUAUUGGGCUUUCAGCUAUACUAAUUUAUUUAGGGGUCUAUUCACACAGUGACAUGAAAAGGAAAAUUAUAUAUUUUAAAUAUUAAUCCAAAAUACAAAUACUUUCCCCCCUGUUGGGCUUCCUGGUAAUUCAAAUUGCAUUUCUUCUAGCAAUGAGUCAAUCA
Pristis pectinata (smalltooth sawfish) is the source of this 4071-nucleotide messenger RNA. RefSeq names its product probable transmembrane reductase CYB561D1. The transcript is spliced from 3 exons. NCBI's taxonomy places the organism in Eukaryota, Metazoa, Chordata, Chondrichthyes, Rhinopristiformes, Pristidae. The record is from RefSeq and is a predicted model, not a curated record. Gene Ontology annotation, molecular function: transmembrane monodehydroascorbate reductase activity. The coding region runs from base 39 to 761 and encodes 240 amino acids.